AUGAUCAGCAUUGUCAUCACAUCGCAGGUCCACUGUCACGACUUCCACCGAAGAACCCCACUCCCCCAGUUUACCCCCAACCAGAACCCCACUCCCCAGUUUACCCCCACCAAAGAACCCCCUCAGUUUGCCCCACUCCCCCAGUUUACCCCCACCCAGAACCCCCUCAGUUUACCCCACUCCCCAGUUUACCCCCACCAGAACCCCACUCCCCCAGUUUACCCCCCACCAGAACCCCACUCCUCCAGUUUACCCCCACUCCCCCAGUUUACCCCACUACCCCACCAGAACCCCACUCCCCCAGUUUACCCCACCAGAACCCCUUCAGUUUACCCCACUCCCCCAGUUUACCCCCACCAGAACCCCACUCCUCCAGUUUACCCCCACCAGAACCCCACUCCCCCAGUUUACCCCCACCAGAACCCCACUCCUCCAGUUUACCCCCACCAGAACCCCACUCCCCCAGUUUACCCCCACCAGAACCCCACUCCUCCAGUUUACCCCCACCAGAACCCCACUCCCCAGUUUACCCCACCAGAACCCCACUCCCCAGUUUACCCCACCAGAACCCCACUCCCCCAGUUUACCCCCACCAGAACCCCACUCCCCCAGUUUACCCCCACCAGAACCCCUUCAGUUUACCCCACUCCCCAGUUUACCCCCACCAGAACCCCACUCCUCCAGUUUACCCCCACCAGAACCCCACUCCCCCAGUUUACCCCACCAGAACCCCACUCCCCCAGUUUACCCCACCAGAACCCCACUCCCCCAGUUUACCCCACCAGAACCCCACUCCCCCAGUUUACCCCCACCAGAACCCCACUCCUCCAGUUUACCCCACCAGAACCCCACUCCCCCAGUUUACCCCCACCAGAACCCCACUCCCCCAGUUUACCCCACCAGAACCCCUUCAGUUUACCCCACUCCCCCAGUUUACCCCCACCAGAACCCCACUCCUCCAUUUACCCCCACCAGAACCCCACUCCCCCAGUUUACCCCCACCAGAACCCCACUCCCCCAGUUUACCCCCACCAGAACCCCUUCAGUUUACCCCACUCCCCCAGUUUACCCCCACCAGAACCCCACUCCUCCAGUUUACCCCCACCAGAACCCCACUCCCCAGUUUACCCCACCAGAACCCCACUCCCCCAGUUUACCCCACCAGAACCCCACUCCCCCAGUUUACCCCACCAGAACCCCACUCCCACAGUUUACCCCCACCAGAACCCCUUCAGUUUACCCCACUCCCCCAGUUUACCCCCACCAGCACCCCACUCCCCCAGUUUACCCCCACCAGAACCCCACUCCCCAGUUUACCCCACCAGAACCCCACUCCCCCAGUUUACCCCACCAGAACCCCACUCCCCCAGUUUACCCCACCAGAACCCCACUCCCACAGUUUACCCCCACCAGAACCCCUUCAGUUUACCCCACUCCCCCAGUUUACCCCCACCAGCACCCCACUCCCCCAGUUUACCCCCACCAGCACCACACUCCUCCAGUUUACCCCCACCAGAACCCCUUCAGUUUACCCCACUCCCCCAGUUUACCCCCACCAGCACCCCACUCCCCCAGUUUACCCCCACCAGCACCCCACUCCCCCAGUUUACCCCCACCAGAACCCCUUCAGUUUACCCCACUCCCACAGUUUACCCCACCAGCACCCCACUCCCCCAGUUUACAGCCACCAGAACCCCACUCCCACAGUUUACUCCCACCAGCACCCCACUCCCCAGUUUACAGCCACCAGAACCCCACUCCCCCAGUUUACCCCCACCAGAACCCAAAUCCUCCAGUUUACCCCCACCAGAACCCCUUCAGUUUACCCCACUCCCCCAGUUUACCCCCACCAGAACCCCUUCAGUUUACCCCACUCCCCCAGUUUACAGCCACCAGCACCACACUCCCCCAGUUUACCCCCACCAGCACCCCACUCCCCCAGUUUACCCCCACCAGCACCCCACUCCCCCAGUUUACCCCCACCAGCACCCCACUCCCCCAGUUUACCCCCACCAGCACCCCACUCCCCCAGUUUACAGCCACCAGCACCCCACUCCCCCAGUACUGGUGACAGUGGUGAGCUAG
Molecule: messenger RNA, 2085 nt
Organism: Oncorhynchus masou masou (cherry salmon)
Lineage: Eukaryota; Metazoa; Chordata; Actinopteri; Salmoniformes; Salmonidae
Exons: 3
Coding region: 1-2085 (694 amino acids)
Source: RefSeq, a predicted model, not a curated record